Messenger RNA from Pocillopora damicornis (cauliflower coral), 2014 nucleotides. Its product is annotated as transcription factor Sp9. Gene Ontology annotation, molecular function: RNA polymerase II cis-regulatory region sequence-specific DNA binding; DNA-binding transcription factor activity, RNA polymerase II-specific. NCBI's taxonomy places the organism in Eukaryota, Metazoa, Cnidaria, Anthozoa, Scleractinia, Pocilloporidae. The record is from RefSeq and is a predicted model, not a curated record. Gene Ontology annotation, biological process: regulation of transcription by RNA polymerase II.
UAAAUAACGCCCCCGACUCACUGUGUGCCACCCACAAGCUGAUAUUUAUAUCUAAAAAAUCUCUCGACAAAGCAAGAACAUUGGUCUUUCUGAGGCACCGGUCAUCAUAACGAGCUAGCAUAGCGGACACAAUAGUAUAACGCACGAGUUGAAGUACACAGAAACUUAUGUCGCAGUGUAAAGCUUUUCCAAUUGAGACAAUUAUGGCUUCCGAUUCCAAUCGAGAGGUGUGAAGUGGCAGAACUCGAAAUCUUAGCCAUUGCAGCUGCAAGUGUUUUGGCUAGAUGUAAUUGUCAACAUUUUGGCGAGCUCCGAAAUUACACUUUCAACGCCCGCCUGAAGGCCGAUAGAGUUGGGCCUUUGUUUGUUGGUAUGGAUUGGUUGCGAAUAAUGGUUCCAUUUGGAAAAACUUAUUAUAUAUCAACAAAUCCCUAUCAUUCAAUCACAUUGUGUCAUGAACGGCCCUGCUGUAUCGCUGAUUGGCUAUGAACGAGAGUGGCGGCAUCUCAAAAGGCUACGUACUUGGGGUUUAGGCUGAAUUGAAUCAACAGUCCAUCUCAGAGCUCGUGGGGCGUAGAAGUGUUCGUGAAUUUGCCGACAAAAAUAGAUCACAGAACUUCCCUAAAUCAACCCAAGCUUAAAUUCUAUGAGAAGGUUUUUUUUCCAUCAGGAGCCGGGAACACGGACAGAUUACAGAUUGACACCUCUUGCGAUGCUCGCAGCGACUUGCAGUAGAAUUGGACAACAAUCCCCGCCACCCGUAGCUGACGUGACAAGCAUGGCUAAAGGUUUCUACCAUUGGAAACAACCGAAUUCCCUUCCAAUUCAGCGCGGAAGGCCGACUGACAGUGGCUUGUAUUCAAAUCUGCCGUCCGCCUUUAUGCCAACCAGCGAAUCUUUAAGCGUUCAGAAUCACGACAGCUUUCUCAGCAAUCCGAGCUAUACAACAGGACACAAUUCGCUCACAGAUCCAUUAGCUAUCGCAUCGGCGAGUCGCGUUCAUUCUGCUUCUGUUGAGGCAUCAAUUUAUCCAGCGCGGAUGCCGCAUCCCUACGAAAGCUCGCCUUGGUUUAAACCACCUUUAGAACCCCAUUCACAGGCUUCAGCUCGGCAGGCGUUCUGGGAAGUACACAGUAAUCCCCCCUGGCUCGACUCAGCCGUAUCAGGCAGCUCGUUUCAUCCAACGUUAAGCCAUUUUACAGGACUGCCGCAUGAAUACUCUACAGGAAGUUUACCUAUUCCUGCUGCGGUUUCUGUGGCGAGUCAUCCGCAUUUUCUACCCCCUCCCUGCCUCGGAUCCGAUCCCAUGAAAGCUUCUCUUCCUACGUAUAUAGAUGGACCUUCUUACUUUUCAGGGACGACAAGUUUAUUGCCUUCUACGCAGAGUGUGACUGCAAGAGCGACUCGACGCUACACUGGUCGCGCGACCUGCGAUUGCCCCAACUGCCAAGACAACGAGAGAUUAAGUGCGGCUGGUGCACCUUUUAGGAAAAAGACUCAACACAUUUGUCACAUUCCGGGCUGCGGCAAAGUGUACGGGAAAACCUCACAUCUGAAAGCUCAUCUCCGCUGGCAUACUGGCGAGCGGCCAUUUGUUUGUAACUGGUUGUUUUGCGGAAAGAGAUUCACUCGAUCUGACGAACUGCAGAGACAUUUACGGACGCACACUGGCGAGAAACGAUUCGCUUGCCCCAUCUGUAAUAAACGUUUCAUGCGAAGUGAUCACCUGGCAAAACACGUUAAAACCCAUAACAAUGAUACGGUGAAGAAAGGAGAUUCAGAAAAGGAGGAAAAAGAAGACGAGAAAGCCACAAACGGCGCUGACAUUGAACGCGCAUGUAACCUGUCUGAAAAUGGCGAAAGUAACAGCCUGAAGGUUGCUUAGCUUGUCAAGGCUGGAGAGUAGUAAGACGUUUCGAUUUUAUUGAUAAAAUGUUUUUUUCUUCUAGGUCUAUGACGCUCAUCCUAACAUAGGAAAGCUUUGAAUUAAUGAAAGAAAAUUUAUCACUUGAAA